This is a messenger RNA of Lycium ferocissimum, 1815 nucleotides long. Its product is annotated as cytokinin dehydrogenase 1. Lineage: Eukaryota; Viridiplantae; Streptophyta; Magnoliopsida; Solanales; Solanaceae. The coding region runs from base 42 to 1670 and encodes 542 amino acids. The transcript has 5 exons. The record is from RefSeq and is a predicted model, not a curated record. Gene Ontology annotation, biological process: cytokinin metabolic process. Gene Ontology annotation, molecular function: FAD binding; cytokinin dehydrogenase activity.
AACUUUGUGCCAACAACCACUUUUAAUUCAUUUAAGAAAGAAUGAAGUCACCACCAACUCAUUUCUUCUUUAAACAUAAUAGUAUGCUUCUAAGGUGUCUUAUUUUCAUACUAGGUAUUUGCUCAAUCAACAGAAGUAACAUCUGUUGUGACCAACCUUUUGCCAACCCUUCAAGUUGCUCAGUGAUUCAGUCAUCACUGAAACAGUUAAAGAUUGAAGGGUACUUUAGUUUCAAGAAUUUCGAUCACGUGGCCAAGGACUUUGGCAACAUAUAUCACUUCCUUCCAUCAGCUGUUUUGUACCCUAAAUCAGUUUCUGACAUAUCAUCGACCAUAAAACAUAUUUUUGAUAUGGGGACAACAACAGACCUAACCGUUGCUGCUAGAGGCCAUGGUCAUUCUGUAGAAGGCCAAGCUCAAGCUUACAAAGGAGUAGUAAUCAGCAUGGAAUCGCUUCGAGCACCAGUGAUGCGUUUCCACACAGGGGAACUGCCUUUUGUUGAUGUAUCUGCAGGAGAACUUUGGAUAAACAUCCUGCAUGAAAGUCUUAAACUUGGAUUAACACCAAAAUCUUGGACUGAUUAUCUUCACCUCACAGUCGGAGGCACUUUGUCGAAUGCCGGAAUCAGCGGGCAAGCAUUCAAACAUGGACCUCAGACCAAUAACGUCUACCAACUUGAAGUUGUCACUGGUAAAGGCGAGGUGAUUACUUGUUCAGAGGAGCAGAAUGCUGACCUGUUCCAUGGUGUACUAGGAGGACUAGGCCAGUUUGGUAUCAUCACAAGGGCUAGGAUUGCUCUUCAACCAGCACCUAAAAAGGUAAAGUGGAUCAGAGUGCUGUAUUCAGAUUUCUCCACAUUUUCCAAUGAUCAAGAACAGUUGAUAUCAUCCAAGGAUUCUUUUGACUAUGUAGAAGGAUUUGUCAUUAUCAAUAGAACAGGAUUGCUGAAUAACUGGAGGACAACUUUCAACCCUAAAGAUCCACUUCUAGCCAGAAAGUUCAGUUCUGAAGGAAAAGUUCUCUACUGCCUAGAAGUUGCCAAAUAUUUCAAUCCAGAAGAGACAACUAAUACUGAUCAGAAUAUUGAUGCCCUCCUAUCUAAGUUGAAUUAUAUCGAAUCCACGCUAUUCCAAUCAGAAGUCUCCUACGUGGAAUUUCUCGACAGAGUCCACGUAUCUGAAAUGAAACUCCAAGAGAAGGGGUUAUGGGAUGUUCCUCAUCCAUGGUUAAACCUUUUAAUUCCAAAGAGCAAGAUUCAUUACUUCGCACAAGAAGUUUUUGGGAAGAUUCUUACUGACACGAGUCAUGGUCCUAUACUCAUCUACCCCGUCAACAAAUCAAAGUGGAUAAAAGGAACAUCAAUGGUUACACCUGAAGAAGAUAUCAUGUAUUUAAUAGCAUUUCUAUCUUCAGCCAUGCCAUCUUCCACAGGAAAGGAUGGACUAGAACAUAUUCUAAAUAAGAACAAGAAGAUACUAAACUUUUGCCAAAAAGCACAUAUUGGAAUGAAAAGGUAUUUGCCACAUUACACAACACAGGAAGACUGGAAAGUUCACUUCGGCCCCCGAUGGGAAACAUUUGCUAGGAGGAAAUCCACUUAUGAUCCUUUGGCUAUCCUAGCUCCUGGACACAAAAUUUUUAAAAGAGCAUCACUACUUCAACAACAAUGACUUCUUCUGAAAAUAUAAAUAGCUAUAUAGAGUUUUCCUUACAUAGAUCUAUCGUUAUAAUGCUCCCCAGUGUACAAUGUAACAAUGUUGAAGCAUUUUAGCAUUCUUUUGAGAAAGACCUAUCUUUGUACAUUAAAUACUUGAA